AUGGCUUGGGCCCUUGACAGGGAACGGCGCGCCCAAGCCGACGUCUACUGCAUCGUUGGCAAGAGCCUUCGCGAGUACAAGAACGAGGUCUGCGUCCUCCUUAGCCUCGGCCUGGCCUGUCGGGCCUCGUCGGGUGCGCCGGGCACAGGAGUUCCGCCGGCCGCGCUGCACACAGCGAAAAUCACUGGCGCCUACAUUGCUUUGAUAGGCAUUUGCCUGGUGGUGGCCCCGACCACCCUCUUCGGCCUCGUCUUUGACGUCGCAGAGUUGCAGCGCCUUUGGAUUCGAGUCUUCGGCUCCCUCUGCGCGCUGCUUGGAUGGUACUACUUCGGCGCUGCUCGAGACGGAAGCCGGGGAUUCCUGGAAGCCACGGUAUCGGGUCGCUUCGUCUUGGCACUGCUGCUUCUGGCCAUCGUUGGCUCCGAGUCUGCAAGCGGCCUCACUCUUCCUGGCACCCCUGGCCACGGAAAGGGAGUGCAUCUACCUCACACCGGAGAGUCCUUUGCCUCCUGGUUUCGAUCCAGUCACAUGGGACUGGUUCUCCUCGCCGCCACGAAUGCAGCUGGGGCAGCUGCCAUGCACCGCGCACUUCGGAGACCCAGAUGA
Messenger RNA from Symbiodinium sp. CCMP2592, 606 nucleotides. The record is from the annotation of a GenBank genome assembly. NCBI's taxonomy places the organism in Eukaryota, Dinophyceae, Suessiales, Symbiodiniaceae.